UAGUUUAUGAUCUAUUUGCUGUGCGUCUGGCAUGUAGAAUUAUAAAAUCAGAAGUUCAGUUGAUUUUUAUCAAUUUUUUUGAAAUAUUACAUUUAAACUAUACUUGUAUCCAUUAAAUUUUAUCAUUUUUUUAUUAAAAUAAUUAUAGUAGUUCGAAAGUGAUCAAAAUCGCACUAGUUAAUGAUGAAAAAAUGAUAUAAAUUCAUGGUGUCUGUGUUCCGACAUAAAUGUGAGAGAGGAAAGGAAGAGAUGUGUUGGUGGAUGAAUUACUACAAUUUGCUUAAUAGCUAAUAGACUCAAUUCUUUUCUUUUUUAAUUUAUUGCCUUCAAUCUUCUUGGCAAACAUGCUGCCAUAGAAUCGUAUCUGAAAAACCGAUACAAAUGGAUUAUGAAGAAAGAACCCAGAUGUGACAGCUAAGCGCGAAUUCCGGACCUUGCGCAUCAAAGUUCGGCGCUUUAAUCACAUCGUAAACCUGUGCAUCUAGACUUUAAAAAUAUUUCUGGUAUGCUUUUACGAUCUGUUCACGAUGUCCGCAUAUGCGACGAUACUGCCAUAUCUCAUCUUAGGAUUGUUAGGAUUUUCAUUAGGACACGAUGUCAAAGGUUCUUCAGUUUGUGAAUUUUAUAAUGAAACGAUGUGUGCAGAAUCUCAGCAAGAAUGUUCAGGAAGAGAAGAAUGUGGACCACAUGAUCCAGGCAAAAGAAAUCAUUGUUAUGUGCUGUGGCAAAUUGAUAAUGUGACUAAGAAGUCUAUAAUUAAAUUAAAGGGAUGUUUUUUAGAUAGUAAUGAUUGCUAUGAUAGACCACAUUGUAUUGAAAACAGUGCAGAAAGAAAAAAAGAAUUAUUUUUUUGUUGUUGCGAUGGUAAUAUGUGCAAUCAGAAUUUCACAUGGGAUCCUCAUCCAACUUCUUCUUCUAAACCUAUUCAGCCUUCUGAUAUUCAUGAUUCAGAACCUGUUCCAAAUACAGAACAACAAAUAAUAACACUUGUUUUGUCAAUAUCAAUACCCAUGCUCUUGCUUGCUAUUAUUUUGCCAUUUUUAUACUGGUGUUACCGACGUCGGAAGUCGGGAUAUUUCAACGAGGUUUGGAAGGCAUAUGUACCAACAUUAGAACCUCUUCCAUUACCACAACCAUCUCCUAAUUUGGGAUUGCGUCCAAUACAACUUCUUGAAAUAAAAGCUCGAGGUCGUUUUGGAGCUGUUUGGAAAGCACAAUUGAAAAAUGAGAUUGUUGCUGUUAAAGUGUUUCCAAUACAAGAUAAACAAUCUUGGCAAACUGAACAAGAAAUUUUCAAACUUGCCCACAUGGAUCAUGAAGAUAUAUUACGUUUUAUAGGCGUUGAAAAGAGAGGAGAUAAUUUACAAGCAGAAUUUUGGUUAAUUACUUCAUAUCAUGAAAAAGGUUCAUUAUGUGAUUAUUUGAAGGCAAAUGUUGUUACAUGGCCUGAGAUGUGUAGAAUAGCAGAAUCCAUGGCAAGAGGUUUGAUGCAUUUGCAUGAAGAAAUUCCAGCCAAUAAAGCAGAUGGGUACAAACCUGCUGUGGCUCAUAGAGAUUUCAAGUCAAAAAAUGUUUUACUUAAAGCUGAUAUGAGUGCUUGUAUAGCAGAUUUUGGUUUAGCAUUGAUAUUUCAUCCUGGCAAACCUUGUGGAGAUACACAUGGACAGGUUGGAACAAGAAGAUAUAUGGCCCCAGAAGUUUUAGAAGGAGCAAUUAAUUUUACAAGGGAUUCGUUUUUACGAAUUGAUAUGUAUGCCUGUGGACUGGUACUUUGGGAGUUAGCUUCACGAUGCACUGUGCAAGAUGGACCAAUAGGUGAAUAUAGAUUACCAUUUGAAGAUGAAGUAGGUCUUCAUCCUACUUUGGAAGAUAUGCAAGAAAGUGUUGUGCAUAAAAAAGAGAGGCCAAUCAUUUUAGAAACAUGGCGUAAACAUCCUGGACUUCAAUCAAUUUGUGAUACAAUGGAAGAAUGUUGGGAUCAUGAUGCUGAAGCACGUCUUUCAGCUUCUUGUGUAAUGGAAAGAGUUGCUACAUUGAGUAGGACGCUUGUUUUAAAUUCGUCGACAUUAAUACGAGUUGAUAAUACCAACGAGACUAUUACUACUAAGGAAUCUAGUAUGUAGUUGAUUUAUGUGUAUUAUAGUUUUAGUUAAAUUGCACAACCAUUUUCUGUAUCAUAAUUUUUGCGCAUACAUUAAUGAGGAAUGUUUAAAUAUCAGAUGAUAUUUUAAUAAUUAUUUUUUAUUUCAUUGUUUUUCUUUUUGUUGUUUAUGAGGAUCUCUUAUUAUGUUUUAAAAUAAUUUAAAUGGUAAUUAAUCAAAUUAUUUUCAUGAUUAGCUAAUAAAAUUUUAAAUAGAAAUAUUUUUAUUAACUUAAAAAUAAUUUUUUUAAAUUAUUGUUAUUUAUUAAACAUAAUUAUAGUCUCAAUAUACUUCAUCUUUGGGCUAUUUAUACAGAAUGUUAAUAUAUUUAUAGAACAUCUUAAAAAAUUUAUUCUAAAACAGACAAAAGUAUUCUUAAAAGAAACAAAAGUUAAUAUAUAAAAAUAUUUGAAGCUUAUUUAAAAGUUAUAAAAAGUUAAGUUUAAGUUCACAUUAAAUAAAAUGAGACGAAAAUAGAACUAUCUUGUUAUUUGAAGAGUGAAAUAACCGUCUCAUUUAAUGAAUAAAUUGCUUAUAACUUAAUAAAUAAGCUUUAAUUGGCUAUAUCAACUUUUGUGUUUUUAAUCUCUAGAAUCCUUCCAAAAAUAUUCUACAAAUAUAUUAAUACUAUGCAUAAAUCAUUCAUAUCAUUUAAAUUAUACAGUUAAUAUAAUUAAAUUAAAUACUAAUAAUUUUUUUAUAAAUUCAAAGUAUUAGUAAAUCAAUUAUUCAUUAAAUUUAAUUUUUUAUUGCAUGUUUAAAAUUAAGAUAAUUUAUGAUGAAAAACAGCUUAAUUAAACGUUCCUAGAUUUUUGAUUCUUAAAAAUAUUUACAUUUCAUUCAUAAAUCUCAGUUUAUUGAAAAAUACAAUGUAAUUAGAAAUAUUUCUUUAUAUAUACAAUAAUGAACAUAAAUAUUGAGAUUCUUAUUUUUUAUUUUCUGUUGAAAUAAUUAAAAUUUAUCAAAUAAUAUUAUAAUGAUAUUAUUAUUUUCUUUUUUUAAUUUAAAACAACCUCAUUCCUCAUUGAUGUCAGCAAUCGUGCAAUGAUUGAUCAGAAAUAACAAAAUGAAUUAAACACUAGCCAAGUGGACAUUCAAUGGAUAAUUUUUAUCCAUAAGUCUUAUCAUAUGUGAAUUGUUACAAAAAUAACUCAACAAUUUUAUACAAAGUACCUGGUAGAAACAGUCAAGUUAACUAAUUGGAAGCCAUGAGGAAUUUAUUAGGACUUUUUUA
This is a messenger RNA of Apis florea (little honeybee), 3375 nucleotides long. It is a transcript of the gene put, whose product is annotated as activin A receptor type 2 punt. NCBI's taxonomy places the organism in Eukaryota, Metazoa, Arthropoda, Insecta, Hymenoptera, Apidae. Gene Ontology annotation, biological process: cellular response to growth factor stimulus; activin receptor signaling pathway; protein phosphorylation. Gene Ontology annotation, molecular function: activin binding; ATP binding; metal ion binding. Gene Ontology annotation, cellular component: activin receptor complex; plasma membrane. The record is from RefSeq and is a predicted model, not a curated record.